GGCAACUGAAAGAAGAAGAAGCAAACUGUAAAGUGUAAAGCUAAAUAAAAACGGAUCUUUUUGCGCAUAUAUUUACUCCAUAACUUGAAAGCUCACUCUUCAUAUCGCUCUGCAGAAUUUCAAUCAUUCAAUAAUCAUCAAGAUUCAAGAAACCAGCUGAAAAUUAAUCGGAUUGAAGAUGCUCUGCUUUCAUCAAGAGAAAGAAGAUGGUGAAUCAGAUAUCCUCAAGGGACAGAAUCAUCAAGAGGGAAUAUCAGCAGGCAGCAGAUUUGAGACCGGCGCUAUCCAUCACCUCUCCCUGCUCCACCUCAACUCCGCCGCCAAACGCCGCUGCGCCUCCACUGCAGCCGAGAACUUCACCUCAUGCGGCGCCUCUGCGAAAAGGUCACCGCCCUCUUUCCUUUCUUCUCUCCCGGAGCCCUCCCCGAAACGGGCAACUCUGUUCCCACCUUCCUUCUCCCCCGCCACCGCCGCCGCCGCCGCCGGCGGCGCUAUCUGCUCCAAACCGCAGUCUCCCCUUCUCUACAGGAGCCUAUCGGAGCCAAUAGAUUCUCUUGCUUUUCAGAAUCCCAAAACGGUAGAUUUCGGUUCCAUCAUCCCUUUCACCCACUUCUUGAAUUCGAAUUCGCCGGAGAAAUCCAAGAACGCCGGCGCCGUUUACAAACAACCUUCACCGGCGAAGAGUUCUGGUUUCUCCCCGCUUCCGCCGCCGUCUCUUCCUCCUCUCUACAGAUCCAUCUCGGAUCCAUCUGUCGCUAUAGAGUUCCAGCCGCCGCCGCAGCAACAAGCUGCCACUCCUCCGAGGGCUGCAAGGGCGGCCCAAAACGUCAAAUCCCCUCCGAACUCCGGUGAUGACAGUCCCAGCACAAAGAGGCUGGAAAAGAUUAAGGAAAGGAUGAGACAAAUGCGGCAAUGGUGGGAUCAAGUUUUGCAAGAAGAAGAAGAAGAGGUCAAUGAAGAAGACCACCCUUCUGAAGAUGACACCUCAAAGAUUGAGAAUGAACCAGAGGACAAAACGGCGUCGUCCCAGCCGGAAGAAUCAGUGUGGGUGGAGGAGAAAGGUGGGGAGGGGUUGGUGAUCCACUUCAAAUGCCCAUGCAAGAAAGGCUAUGAAAUCCUUCUUUCUGGCAACAAUUGCUACUACAAACUCUUGUAGACUGUGUCAUGAUAUUUUUUAACUUUAGCUUUUGCUGUAUACCAAACCAGUUAUUUUAGGUCUGUUUUAGGUUUUGUUGACAAAUCUGUUUUUAGCCCUCUACAAACCAAUUAUUUUGUGUCAUUUUUUGGGUGUACAGUUUAUGAUUUUGCCCUCUAGUAUCAGUAGUGUGUUAAUAUGUGUGGACGUGGGUUUCAUGUGCCUUUGUGAUGCUUUAAAUUGCGUGC
Messenger RNA from Cuscuta epithymum, 1383 nucleotides. The record is from the annotation of a GenBank genome assembly. Lineage: Eukaryota; Viridiplantae; Streptophyta; Magnoliopsida; Solanales; Convolvulaceae.